Molecule: messenger RNA, 513 nt
Organism: Penicillium subrubescens
Lineage: Eukaryota; Fungi; Ascomycota; Eurotiomycetes; Eurotiales; Aspergillaceae
Exons: 1
Coding region: 1-513 (170 amino acids)
Source: RefSeq, a predicted model, not a curated record
AUGGAAGGGGACUUCUCCAACCGGUUCCUGGCCACAUUUCCAACCCGCCCAAUCUCCCAAAACCCACUCGUGCAAAGCAAGAAAGCCCCAAGCUCCUGGGAAAUAUUUUCUCUUCCAUGCCCAACGCUGAUAGAUUGCAUCGGGCAAGAUGCGCCCAACCGGACCCAGGAGACAGGAUCGUGGAAACGGCGGAUCGGCGGCGGGAAAGUUAGACUGGACUGGGUUUCGGGACUGGAGGAGGGGGAAUAUGGAGGGGCGGAUUGGUGUCUCAUACUAGCUGAUGAGAUGUCCUAUUUUCAGGUGCUGCUUCAAGAGACAUGGAUUCUUCGCAAGAAGGAGGCUCAGUACAGUAGUUUUGUAAAGUGGCGAAAGCGCCCAGCCCUGUCUGGGCAAGAAGAUGCCGGCCGCACCGCAGCGCGGCGCGCAGAAGACAGGAAUAAGAGGAAUAGGAACAGGAAUAGACAUAGCCCGGUCGGUUCGGGUGGAAAGUCUAUUACCAUCUGUUUUGUCUAA